Gastrolobium bilobum is the source of this 588-nucleotide messenger RNA. RefSeq lists its product as uncharacterized. Gene Ontology annotation, molecular function: ubiquitin-protein transferase activity. The record is from RefSeq and is a predicted model, not a curated record. Lineage: Eukaryota; Viridiplantae; Streptophyta; Magnoliopsida; Fabales; Fabaceae. The annotation marks the transcript as partial. The transcript is spliced from 2 exons.
AUGUCGUACCAGAGUAAUGCUGCAGGCUCAUCUAGCAACAAUGGUAAUUAUGGUGUUGGGCUUGUUGAGUCUAGUCUCUAUUUCCAACAGAACCAUCAACAACAACACCAAUUAGAACAGCGUUUAGGACAUGUUGAUCCCAAUCUUUUUCUUUAUAAUUCAGAAGUUUCAGAUUCUCCUACCUUUGCUCUUCAACUUGAGAAGGACCGGGAAGAAUUUAACCAGUACAUCAAGUUUCAGGAUGAGAGAUUGAGAUUGAUGCUGCAAGAGCAUAAAUCUCGUUCACUUAACAUCCUGAGGGAUAAAGAUGAAGAAAUUGCAAAAGCUAUACAGAAAUGGGCAGAAUUGCAGGUUUAUCUAGCAAGAUUAGAGUCAGAAAAUCAAACUUUGAAGAUGGUUGCUCAAGAAAAGAAAGAGACGGUAUCAUUUCUGUAUAAAACUUUGGAGGAGAUCAAAGCUUCCAGUAAAGUGGUGGCGAAUGAUGCAGAGUCCGUCUGUGAUGAAGGGAGAGAAAAGAAAAGAUUAGAAGAUGAAGAAAAAGGAGGAAAACAGGUAGAGAGUGGUGGGGUAACCAACUUUGAACCUGAG